AAUGGACUUUCCAUUUCCAUUAAUUUUUGAGGUGUUUUAUGAUACAAAGGAACUUGAUUUGUCGUUUGCUGCUUGAACAGAUAAUUAGCUUCAACGUUUGAAUCAAUUUAUUCAUAUAUUGGUAUGGGUGUGGUGAUAUGAGCCACACUAGACCACUGAAGUCAUCGUAAUCUGCAGUCAUAUUGAGAGAACAUGGCGGAUGUGAAUAGGCAACAAUUCAAUCCAAAUGGACCAUCUCGGCUACAAAAUCCACAACAGAUGGUCAAUAAUCAAGGAACUUUGCCUCCAGCGUCUGUUGGCAUGGGACCCCAAAGAUUCCAUGCUCCACCUAGACCAAUGAAAGGUAUGCAGCCAGGUCAAGGACUUCCUGGAUCAGGUCCGCCUUCUUCUAACAUGAGACCUACAGGAAUUGCACCAGGACUACCCCCAAAUGCAAUGAUGCCUCCUCCUAUGCCAAGACCAGGUGGCCCACCUCAGACAGCAAUGGGUGUUCCUCCCGUAAGCUUUGGAGGUUCUGCACCAAGUGUAAACAACGGACCUGGUUCAAAUGUAAAUGGAUUUAGUGGAACCCCACCACCACUUGCACAGAAUUUUAAUGGAAAUUUGCAACAGGGUAAUAGACUCCCCCCUCCUGUAUCUAUGAUGGGCCCUCCAAGUAGUACAAUGCCAUCUAAUGGACCUUCAAUUGGUGCACCAAACACCUUUUCACAACCAGGGCAAGUGACAAAUGAAUCUUCACAAAUGUUGGUUGGCUCUAAAAAUAAUGGACCACCACUAGGGACAAUGAAUACUUCACAAUCUUCAUCAUUGCCAGGCGGUUUACCUCCUCAGUCAAACAAUUUUAACAACAUAAGGCCGCCAAUUAACAUGAUGUCCACCCCAAGUAGUGGACAAGGUCCAAGACCCAUGAUGGGUGGACAACCAACAUCAUCAAAUAUGAAUCAGAGGCCACCAUUUCAAGGUUCAGCUGUUGGACAUCAACCUUCUUCAGAAUUGCCAGGCUCAUUUGCAGAACGGCCUGUUGGUCUGCCGGUACCAUUUCAUGGCCAGGGCCAAUACUCACAUCAAGUUGGCAUGACACUAACUCCAGGAGUACAAAACACUUCAGAGCCUACAUCUCGGAAGUCUUCGAGAGCCCCCUCCCCUCUAGGGAAUCAGUUAUAUGAUGCUGUCGAGGGACAGUUAAGUGGCCUUGAGAGUGGCGCACAGACACCAAACAGUGUUGGAGGUCCACUCAAAUCAAUGAUGGCACCAUCUAGUGUAGGCUCGGUACCAUCAAAGCCUUUUAGUGCACAGAGUUCCUUAUCCGGCCCACCUACAAUGUCUGGAACUCAAACUCAUAUUUCUGGAGUCCCAUCUAUGACGUCCGGUGGGCCGCCUCCAAUGGCCAUGGGCCAUGGUCCACCCCCUAGCUCCAAACCCCUUUCUAUGUCUGGUGUUCCUCCCCCAGUGACUGGUGGCCCUCCAUCUAAGUUUGGUGCCCCUCCCCAUAUGCCUGGAUCCCAACCUCCUAUUCCUGGAGCCCCUCCCUCUAUGUCUACAGCCCGUCCCCCAAUGGCUGGAGGUCCACCACGGUCAAUGGCAGGACCCCCAAUGCCAGGUGGACCUGGACAGAUGACGUUUCCUUCUGGAGGUUUGGCAGGUGGACCCCAGUUACCCCAAGUAGGAGGUGUGAAUGCUCUCGCUGGCCCUCCUCUUCCUCAAGGGAAUACAAACCAAAUGACACAACAGAUCGGCCAUCCUGGGAAUAACCUGAAUGCACCUUCUAAUUCUGGAUAUGGUCAACCACCUAUUCAGAAUCAGCCAGGCAACCAAGGUCAGGGAUAUCUAGGACAAGGUGGAGGGAUGUCGGCUCCUCCACGACCAGGCAUGCCAGGGCAGUCACAGUUUCCCCCAGGUCCUGGCAUAGUUUCACCUAAUACACAGGGAGGAUCCAAUCAGAUGGCACCUCCUUUUGGCCAAAUGUCUGGUCGACCAAUGGGAGGUCCUGUGGGUGUCAGCAAUCCCAAUACGAUGAACAGUGGGUUUGAAAUGUUGAGUUUACAGGACACUGGAGGAAGGGUUGUGAAUCUUCUUCAGGAGAAAAGACUUAUUCCAGCUAAUGGAGUAGAGACGCCAAAACCAAAGCUACCACACGACCAUAAAAAAGUUAAUUGCAGUCCUGAUGUGUUCCGUUGUACCUUGACAUCGAUUCCGCAGUCGUCAUCAUUGUUGAACAAGUCUAGGCUACCAUUAGGCAUCCUCAUUCACCCAUUUAAAGAUUUAUCACAGUUACCUGUUAUACAGUCGAGUGUCAUUGUGCGAUGUCGAUCAUGUAGGACCUACAUCAACCCUUUUGUGUCCUUUGUUGACCAGAGGCGCUGGAAGUGUAAUUUAUGUUAUAGAAUUAAUGAUUUGCCAGAUGAAUUUCAGUUUGAUCCAGUGAGUAAAACAUACGGAGAUCCUCAGAGAAGACCAGAGAUCAAAUCAGCUACGAUAGAAUUUAUUGCACCAUCAGAGUAUAUGUUACGACCACCCCAGCCUGCAGUGUAUUUGUAUCUAUUAGAUGUGUCUUUUAAUGCAGUAGAAACAGGUUACUUGAGAAUAUUUUGCCAAACCCUUUUGGAUGAAUUAGAUAAGAUUCCUAAAGACAGCAGAACACAGGUUGGGUUCCUGGUGUACGAUGCCUCACUCCACUUCUUCAAUCUGGCCGCAGGACAGUCACAGCCACAGAUGCUUAUUGUCUCAGACCUUGAAGAUGUGUUUCUACCCUGUCCAGACAACCUUCUAGUGAAUUUACAGGAAAGUAAGGAACUGGUCAUUGAUCUGCUCAAUCAGCUGCCUAAUUUAUUUGAGGGAAAUAUGGAAACUGGCAGUGCCUUGGGACCAGCUCUCCAGGCUGCAUACAAACUUAUGGCAUCAAAUGGUGGACGUGUUACAGUAAUGCAGACAGUUUUACCUACAGUAGGGCCAGGUGCCCUUCAGGCCAGGGAGGAUACAAAUCAGAGAACAACCAAGAAUGUUUCAAAUCUGGGACCAGCCACUGACUUUUAUAAGAAGUUAGCCCUGGACUGUUCAGCUCAGCAGACUGCUGUUGACCUGUUCAUGAUGAAUGGCCAGUAUGCAGACCUAGCCACCGUCUCGUGUAUAUCCAAAUACUCCGGAGGAUCAGUGGAGUACUAUCCAUCCUUUCAUGCCGUGAAGAAUAAAUCAUUAGCAGAUAAAUUUGAAGAGGAUCUGCGCAGGUAUUUCACCAGAAAGAUUGGAUUUGAAGCAGUCAUGAGGAUACGUUGUACUAAAGGACUAAGUAUACAUACUUUCCAUGGCAACUUCUUUGUCCGCUCAACUGACUUGUUAUCUCUACCAAACAUCAACCCUGAUGCUGGGUUUGGUAUGCAGAUGUCAAUAGAGGACUCUCUCACCGAAGCCAGCACAGCUUGCUUCCAGGCUGCCCUCCUGUACACUUCUAGUAAAGGUGAGAGGAGGAUACGUGUUCACACUAUGUGCCUACCUGUGACAAACCAAAUCAGUGAAGUUAUAGCAGGAGCUGAUCAGAAGGCCAUUGUUAGCCUCUUAGCUAAGAUGGGUGCCGAUCGAAGUGUCACAUCCAGCAUGUCAGAUGCACGAGAAGCAUUAAUCAAUGCUGCUAUCGACUCCCUGUCCUCAUUUGGAAGUACUCUUCCUGCCUCACAGAGAUUAGGCUGUCUACCCACAUCAUUUUCCAUCAGAUUGCUCCCCGCUCUAGUCCUUGCCCUGCUCAAAAGUACUGCUUUCCGCCAUGGUGUCAACACCCGAUUGGAUGACCGUGUGUUUGCCAUGCAACAGUGUAAGAGCCUUCCUGUGCAAUACCUGCUUCAGACGAUUUAUCCUGACUUGUACCCUGUACACAACAUUGAGGGAUGUCCUGUAGAGGACCAUGAUGAGGAAGAGAUAGCAAAUCCAGUGCGUUUACACCUGUCCUCUGCCAACGUUGACCGACAGGGUGUUUACCUGUUGGAUGCGUAUGAUGUAAUAUACUUGUACGUGGGCAGUGCCAUCAACAACCAGUACUGCCAGGAUGUGUUUAAUGUACCAAAUUACCAGUCUAUCACAGAUGGUCUGAUCGAUUUACCUGAAUUAGAUAAUCCUGUAUCAGAAAAGCUUCGUAACUUUGUCAGCUUCUUAAUGGACAAUAGACCUGGAGGCUGUUGCUUCUUAGUCAUAAAAGAGGAAAGUAAAAACCGCCUGACAUUCUUUGGAUAUCUGAUUGAGGAUAGAACAGAAUCCACAAUGUCUUACUACGAGUUUCUACAGCACAUACAGAAACAGGUGAAAAGUUGACGAAGGCCGUGACCUUUAGAACAUAUCUAACAAAGGCAUUGUGACAGUGCUGGAAUGGAUUGACAGGAAAGGGACAGACAUGCCUGACUAUUGUGAUACUAAGACAACUAUAGUAUGUCUGGAUGUCCCCCAUGAUAGUGACUUGACCGGCUCAUAGACAAGGCUUCCAAGGCUGUAUAGAACACUACAAGAGGUUCCCAUUGUUCAAUAAUAGAGUAUUGUACCAAAAUUAUAAUUGAAUUACCUGUGAUAGAUAUUUAAGGAUUUAAGGAGAAAAUUACUUGCAUUGAAUUAUUUAAGCAAAAGUACAUACUGAAACAGAUUUCUUUGUACCAUGGCAGUUAAUGAAUUCAUAGUAGUGCAUAUUGAAGGAAAGGGACCUCAUGUGUUGCAAUGCAAUGAAUUGACCCAAAAGAGUGUUUCUGUAUCACAUUGAUUUGAACCCUAAUGUUAUUAUAGCUCAUUAUUUAAAACAAAUGUUUCAAAUAAAUUCAUGCUUAAAAAAAUAUUAAAGUUGAUUUAUGUUUGAAAUUAUUAUGUUGAGUAAAUUUGAGUGUUGAAAUUACGAAUAGUGAAUGAAAUAAAUAACACGUGGUCAUCUAAUGCAAUAUUGUAUUGUGAUACACCAAAGUCAUCUUCAUUUGCUGUACAUGUAUUAACAUUUACAAAAGUAUUACAAGGCAAACUAAGAAAUACGUUUUAGUAUUACAAAUAAAUAAAACUACAAUACAACAUAUCCCCAGCACCAUUCUUGAACCUGAGAAGUCUUGAUAAAAUGGUAAUCAGAACCUUCAAGUUUUCAAAUGUCAAAAUAAUGGUAUGUUACAGAUAUCAUUGUUGUAAUGUUUUGUGGAAGUAAUGUCUGUUUGAGGAAUAAUAGGCCACAAGACUAAACCUGAAUUGAUGCGAUUCUUUUUUUUUUUUAUCUUAAAUCAAGUAAGUUGCCUACAGUCUUGGUAUUUACCCGUGAUAAACCAACCAAGUCAUGGAUUGUCAUAAUCUAGUCAAUGACCAAAGAAGGAAUGGUUUUCAUCACCUAUGUGCUUCACUUUGUAUAAUUUCCAGAAAGUUUAGCAUAAUAAUUUUCAUUUUAUUUCCUUGAAAUUGUUCACUGAUGGUUUAAUUCAUUUCUUUUUAAAAUAAAUGUAUGAAUUUUCAUCAAAGGAAUGUUUUUGUAUAUUAUGUGCACUAAAUUUCUCUCAUAGCAUUUAUAUUUUAAGCAUUACACGAAAUGCUGCCUUUGUAUAAAAGAAAUUUUCCUGAAAAUCAAUUAACAGGGCCAAAUGGAGCAUUCAGUUUCGCCUUUGAAGUGAACACAUACCAUCAAGGUCUUUGUUUAAUGUUUUCACUAAGAGUUUUGAUCAUUAGAUUUUAGGAAUAUGCCUGUUUCACAAACAAUAUUAUAUCAGAUUUUAGUCAGCAUAUCAUAGCCUUGCAAAAAUAUCCUAAUGAUGUAGGCCAGCAUUUGUUUAGAAAGCAAAUGGAAUAUCUUUAUUUUGUGGUGUAGCAUUAACUGAAUUUUUUGGCAUACAAUUCAAAUUUUUGUGAUAGUGAGAACAAAUAUUCCCAAAGUAUGUUGUUUAGAAGGAAAUUGAGAAAAAGAAGAAAAAAGGAGGAUAAGCCAAAUGUAAAAGUUCUUACCUGAUUUUUUAUGAAAUGAAUUACUGUGCAUUCAAUGUUCAGAAUCUUGUCCAAGUUGUGUUCUAGUUGUACAAGUCUUUCCUUUGUUGUGGUGAAAUUUCACUACUUAUAUAAACAGAACUGACUUUAUUUCACGUUGUUGAAAUUUAAUGCUUACAAGCUAUUAAAACCUGAAAUAAAGCAAAAUUUUAAAAACGUCGAAUGUACCACAACUGUGAUCAUGACUAUCUUAUGAUUACUGUGAUCUUAUAUACAAUGAACAUUGUAAUCUUACGAUUACUGUGAUCUUAUAUACAAUGAACAUUGUAAUCUUACGAUUACUAUGAUCUUAUAUACAAUGAACAUUGUAAUCUUACGAUUACUGUGAUCUUAUAUACAAUGAACAUUGUAAUCUAUGAACAUUGUAUCCACAAGUAUAGGUAGCUUGAAACAUGCUUUUCCUGUUGACCAGCUAACACUAUAGAUGAUAAUGAAGGUAGAGCUUUUCAUUCCUACUCAAGUCUAGUCUUUGUUACUUCUGACACUAUGAUUUUGAUGUGAGAAGGAAUUGAGGAGAGUGGUGGAUCUGUUAUAUCUCAUCAACUUCUUUACAACAGGCCUUUACCGUUUGUAUUUGUGUGUUUAUUCUUUGCUCAAUUCUUGCAAUGUAUUAGAACAUAGAUGGUUCUAGUCUAAUACUUCAGCCAACAUAAAGGUUAUGUCCAAGUUGUCUCAAACAAGUUUAAGAUUAAAAUUUAAAAAAAAACUGUCCCAGUUGUCACCAUAUUACACAUCAUUUAUCUUGUAUACAUCAUCCUUAAAAGAUAUAACCUCAUGUAAACUUAAUACUGAUCAUAAGGGCUGCUAUCAUUUUAGUACAAGAUAAUAGUAACAUGUUUGUUUAAAACAUAUAUAUGAACAUCUGCAUCAAUUCUUUUAGAUGUCUAAAAUUAUUUAUGCAUGCUCUUCUAAACAGAUUUAAUUUUUACCAAGUCAGAUGAUUUUUUCAUUAUUUUGUGAUUUGCAGGGUAGAUUAUAUACAAUCAGUUUUAAUCAUGUCACCAUUCCUAAUGGUCUGUGAGGACUUAAGUGAGAAAGUCAUAACAUUACUUGUAGGGGUGGAGGAGCUUAAUCAGAUGAUAAAUGAUUAAUUUAUAACAUUAUGCAAUACCACAUCUAUUCUAGUGAAAAUCAACAAUAUCCGUGAUUUUCAGUUCCUUCCCAGUGUACAGAACUGUAAACCAAGAUGAUAUCAGUAACACAACAUGGCAGUUACUGUUGUUAAUUAUAGCGAUGCCACUUAAAAGUCUGUGUAAAGUGAGAAAGUGAGAAGCAUGUUUGAAAUUAUUUGUAUACAAUGUAUAUAUGGUUUUAUUUAUGUAUCAAGAGUUUUUAUUUGAAGACACUUCAAUGAGAAUGGUGCUUAUACUGAAGUGUGUUAAAAAAGUGUUUGUGGUCGAUUUUUGAUUAUUUCCCCCUUGGAAUUACUUGUAAAUAUAUUUUCUAUUGUAAUAUAAUGAAACAUCACCAUGGCAAAGCUUACCAUAUGAAAAUCAAGUGUUUUGAACAUACGCAAGAGUUGUUUAUCUCUCCUUUCCCAUGCCUGUAUGGGUAAUUGAGGGAUGAGUUGUGAUAUGAACACUCAAAUCAAUAAUAAAAUCAUCAACAGUAA
Messenger RNA from Ylistrum balloti, 7591 nucleotides. Its product is annotated as protein transport protein Sec24A-like. Gene Ontology annotation, molecular function: SNARE binding; zinc ion binding. Gene Ontology annotation, cellular component: endoplasmic reticulum exit site; COPII vesicle coat. Gene Ontology annotation, biological process: intracellular protein transport; endoplasmic reticulum to Golgi vesicle-mediated transport; COPII-coated vesicle cargo loading. The record is from RefSeq and is a predicted model, not a curated record. Bases 193 to 4299 code for a protein of 1368 amino acids. NCBI's taxonomy places the organism in Eukaryota, Metazoa, Mollusca, Bivalvia, Pectinida, Pectinidae. The transcript has 23 exons.